Mobula hypostoma (lesser devil ray) is the source of this 2580-nucleotide messenger RNA. It is a transcript of the gene utp25, whose product is annotated as UTP25 small subunit processor component. NCBI's taxonomy places the organism in Eukaryota, Metazoa, Chordata, Chondrichthyes, Myliobatiformes, Myliobatidae. Gene Ontology annotation, molecular function: rRNA binding; U3 snoRNA binding. Bases 50 to 2326 code for a protein of 758 amino acids. The transcript has 12 exons. Gene Ontology annotation, cellular component: nucleolus; small-subunit processome. Gene Ontology annotation, biological process: maturation of SSU-rRNA from tricistronic rRNA transcript (SSU-rRNA, 5.8S rRNA, LSU-rRNA). The record is from RefSeq and is a predicted model, not a curated record.
GGGCAAAAACUCUAGGAAACGCGUGGCCCUCAGUUUUGGAAGUGUGGCCAUGGGGAAAAGGAAAGGUAGUAAAAGGUCGGAGAUCAUUAGUACUUUGACCAAGAAACAGAAAAAGCACCUGAGGGACUUUGGGGAGGAACAUCCCUUUCACGAUAAGGUGUCUGACAAAGUCGAGCCAACUCAGAUUGUUGAAUUGUCUGAUAGCUCAGAACAGUCUGAUUCAGAAAGUGAUGCAGAAUCUGGCCUGGAACAAGUGACUGCCUACCAAAACCUGUGUUCCACCUUAAAAAACACUGCUUCAGAUGAAAGUGACUGUGACAGUGAAAGUGAACUUGAAGGAAAGACAGAGGAUGAAGAUGAUGAGAGGGAAGACUUGGAAGAGGACAUAGAUGAAGAUGUUGCUAGUGGAGUUGAAGAUGGCCAAGGAGAGGGAGGCGCAUUGAGUGAUGCUGAAAAUAAAGACAGUACUGCAGAGAAAGAGCUUGAAAAUGAUGCAGUGAUACAGGAUAGAAAAAACACUGAUGACCUGGAAGCUGAUUUCACUGAUGUAAAGAAUGAAGCCAAAUUCUGUCUUGAAAGUAACUACAAUGGAGAUGAAAAUGAAGUUUCUUACACAAACAGUUCAGAAGAUCCCUUUAAGCAGCAUGUGGACACAGAACUAGACAGCAAUGAUAUGAAAACCAUAACCCAGAUUAGAAGUACAAUGCAGUGUAAGUGGACUACUCUUGGACGCCUUGUAUGGUCCAGCCCUCUGUUAAAGGAGACUUCAAUCAAAGAGUUAUCAUGUGAAUCUUUGGAAAAUCUUCAUCUCCAAAAACCUCUUGAAGCAACAUGGCCUAAAUUGAACAGUCAGACCCUUGCAAAAGCCAAUCAGCAAGAAUUCUUCACACCAUUACAGCAAGGACUAUUCUCCGUAAUGAAUGCUUACAAGGACUUGUAUUAUCCAGAAAGGACAGCUACUCAAAAUGGAGAAGAAGUUCGCCGCACCUAUUGUUUACACGUGAUAAAUCACGUAUUGAAAGCAAAUACACAGGUGCUAAGUAACAACACAAAGAAAAGAGACAGGAAAGCAGAUGUUGAUGAUGAUGAUUUGAGGGAUCAAGGACUUACAAGACCCAAGGUUCUUAUUGUGGUGCCAUUUAGAGAUUCUGCUUUAAGAGUGAUACAGACUUUGAUUAGUCUUCUUGAUGCAAAAGAUAAGCUGGAAAUAAGCAAUAAAAAGAGAUUUAAGGAUGAAUAUGGUUCUGAUUCAAAUGACAAACCACCAAAUCUAAAACGACCUGAAGAUUAUGAAGCUAUCUUUUCUGGCAAUAUUGAUGAUCAUUUCCGAAUAGGGGUGGCCAUCCUUCGUAGGAGUAUAAGAUUGUAUGCACCAUUUUAUUCUAGCGACAUCAUCAUUGCUUCUCCACUGGGCAUGCGAACAAUUGUCAAAACUGAAGACGAAAAGACGGGGGACUUUGAUUUCCUUUCCUCCAUUGAAAUCUUAAUUAUUGACCAAGCUGAUAUCUAUCUUAUGCAAAACUGGGAACAUGUUGUGCACCUAUUGAAAAAUCUCAACCAACAACCUCGUGAACCACAUGGAGUAGAUUUCUCUCGUGUGCGUAUGUGGAGUCUGAACAGUUGGUCCAAGUAUUACAGACAAACUUUGAUCUUCAGCGCACUUCAGAAUCCACAGAUUAAUUCUAUUUAUAGUAAACACUGCUUCAAUUAUAAAGGACAGGUGGCUGUGAGGAACAUGCCUCAGGCUGGUUCCAUUUGCCAUGUUGUUGUGCAGUUGCCACAUGUAUUCCAGCGAGUCGAUGUCUCCAGUUUCACAGGUUUACCUGAUGCAAGGUUUGAAUUUUUCACCAAGAAGAUUUUACCUCAAUAUAGAGAAGCUGUUAUGUCCCACACGUUAAUUUACAUACCAGUCUACUUUGAUUACGUGCGGCUCAGGAAUUACUUCAGUCGUGAAGAAUUGAGCUUUUCACAUAUUUGUGAAUACAGCAAAAAAUCCACUGUUAACCGAGGAAGACAUUAUUUCCUGCAGGGAGAAAAAUCUUUCCUCCUAUUCACGGAGCGGUUCCAUUUCUACAAACGGUACACCAUCAAAGGCAUCAGGCAUCUUAUUUUCUAUGAACUUCCUACAUAUCCACAUUUCUACAGUGAUAUAUGCAACAUGCUGAAAGCAGAAAAUAGGGGUGAUGAAGCAUCUUGGACUUGCACUGUUCUGUAUUCCAAGUAUGAUGCUCAAAAGCUGACUUGUGUGGUAGGAGCAGAACGGGCUGCCCAGAUGAUACAGUCCAAUAAACCUGUCCAUUUGUUUGUGACUGGAGAUGACAUGUAGGAUAAACUUGACUGAUAAAAAAUUUAACAGUUUUUCAUGGCUAGAGUCAGAGUAAUGUCAGAGAUUUAAUAUUAUAACAAAAUGAUUAGCCUGCCGUUCUAUUGCUGAUUAUUUAUAAUUUUUUUUUAUUUUAUCAGGAAUGCACAUAUGAGUAUUGUAUCUUCCAAUUUGUAAAUAAUAUUUUAAUGUAAAGUACAAAACAUUGUGAUUUUGCUAGAUUCCUAAGAUAAGGCAAGAAAAAACAAAUAAACAGA